AUGCCCUCCUUUGAUCCUGAUCUAGACCUCUAUAGUAACAUCCAAAAUCUGAAACAGAAUGUCAGUACUGAAAAUCUUGAAAAAAUCACAAUUGGAUGGUGGUUUAUAUGGUUUAUCCGCAAUUCUGUUACGUUUAAACAAGAAAGCUUUAGUUCCUCACAAGCUUGUAUUCUCAUUCGUAAUUUCAUUAAGAACUGGCGUAAUUCCUUAAAUCAUGACAUGGAUGAUCCCUCUCAGACUACCAAUAAUCUUGAGAACGUCAAUCCUUUUGGUUUCAUAAUUAGAGAUGAAAAGGGGGAACUUAUUUUAGCAGAGGCUAAAGCCAUCCACAAUAGCUACUCCAUUCUCCAAGCAGAGGCCAUGGGCCUAAGAGAAGGGCUAAAAGGGGCCUUGUUUCUUGGUAUAAAAAAUUUGAUUAUUGAGGGAGAUAAUCUUGUGGUUGUCAACUCGAUUAAUCGUGUUUGGCAAAUACCAUGGGAAAUUAACAAUAUUAUUUGUGAUGCAGAGAUGGAUCUUACUACUUUGGAGUCCUUCUCCGUACGUCACUGCUUUCGAGAAGCAAAUCAAGCGGCGGACUUCAUGGCGAAUCAGGGGCAUACUACUCCAGAUCUCCGUUAUUGGUUCUCUUCCUUUGCUCCUCCGCUCUCUCUCAUCAUCCGAAAGGAUGCCUUAGGUUGGCCUACUUCGAGGGCCUAA
This is a messenger RNA of Spinacia oleracea (spinach), 696 nucleotides long. RefSeq lists its product as uncharacterized. The record is from RefSeq and is a predicted model, not a curated record. Lineage: Eukaryota; Viridiplantae; Streptophyta; Magnoliopsida; Caryophyllales; Amaranthaceae. Gene Ontology annotation, molecular function: nucleic acid binding; RNA-DNA hybrid ribonuclease activity. The transcript has 2 exons. Bases 1 to 696 code for a protein of 231 amino acids.